GGCCGCCGCACCCGGAAGCGGCGCCGGGCGCGUCGCGGAAAAAAAAUUCCAGGAAAAACUGGGAUUGGAAUUCCAGAGAGGAUGGGAAAAAAACCAAUUAAAAGAAAUCAAUUCCAAAUAAAUUGUAAUUCCAGAGGAGCCUUGGGAAGAGGAAGAAAAGGAGGAGGAGGAGGAGGAAUCCCGGGAUGAGGCCGGAUCCCAUGGAAGCUUCCGGAAUUCCGGGGAUUUUCCUGGACUGGCUGUGCCCGGAAUUCCCGGCGGGAUCGGGAGCUCUGGCCUGAAUCUCACCUGGAGCUGAGAGAAUUCCCAAGGAAUUCCUGCUGGGAUCAGAGAAUUCCCAUUCAAUUCCCACCUGGAAUCAGAAAAUUCGGACUGAAUUCCCAGUGGGGUCAGAGAAUUCCCACCAAAUUCCCAGUGGGAUCAGAGAAUUCCCUUUCCAUUCCCACUUGGAUCAGAGAACUCCUGUUAAUUCCCACCUGGAACCAGAGAAUUCCCAUUAAUUCCCAUUAAUUCCUACCUGGAUCAGAGAAUUCCUGCCUGGAUAAGAGAAUUCCCACUGAAUUCCCACCUGGAUCAGAGAAUUCCCGGAGAAUUCCUGUCGACAUCAGAGCAUUCUCACCUGGAUUAGAGAAUUCCCACCCGGAAUCGGAGAAUUUUGGCCUGGAACCACCAAAUUCCUGUUAAAUCCUCCUGGAACCAGAGAAUUCCCACCGAAUUCCCACUGUGGCCAGAGAAUUCCCGCCUGGAUCUCAAAAUUCCCACCUGGAACCAGACAAUUCCUGCCUCGAAUCAGAGAAUUCCCACCAAAUUCCCAUCUGGAACCAGAGAAUUCCUGCUGAAUUUCCACCUGGAUCAGAGAAUUCCCACAGAAUUCCCACCAGGAUAAGAGAACUCCCAUUCAUUUCUGCCUGGAACCACCAAAUUCCCACCUGGAUCAGAGAAUUCCCACUGGGAUCAGAGAUUUCCCACCUGCAACCAGAGAAUUCCUACUGAAUUCCCACCUGGAACCAGAGAAUUCCUGUUAAUUCCCACCUGGAUCAGAGAAUUCCUGUUAAAUUCACCUGGACCCAGAGAAUUCCCACCGAAUUCCCACCUGGAUCACAGAAUUCCCUCUGGGAUCAGAGAAUUCCAACUGGGAACCAGAGAAUUCCCACCUGGAACCACCGAACUCCUGUGAAUUCCUGCCUGGGAUCGUUCCCACUCCGUUCCCGGUGUCCGGAAUCGUUCCCGUGGCUCCGAGCGUUCCCGGUCUCCAUUCCCGUGGCUCCGAGCGUUCCCGGUCUCCAGAAUCGUUCCUGUGGCUCCGAGCAUUCCUGAUCUCUGUUCCCAGCGUCCGGGGUCUCUCCCGGUCUCCGUUCCCGUGGCUCCGAGCGUUCCCGGUGUCCGGAGUCGUGCCCGUGGCUCCGAGCGUUCCCAGUGUCCGGAAUCGUUCCCGUGGCUCCGAGCGUUCCCGGUGUCCGGAGUCGUGCCCGUGGCUCCGAGCGUUCCCAGUGUCCGGAAUCGUUCCCGUGGCUCUGAGCAUUCCCGGUGUCCGGAGUCGUUCCCGUGGCUCCGAGCGUUCCCGGUCUCCGGAAUCGUUCCCGUGGCUCUGAGCGUUCCCGGUCUCCGUGCCCGUGGCUCUGAGCAUUCCCAGUGUCCGGAAUCGUUCCCGGUGUCCGGAAUCUCUCCCGUGGCUCCGAGCGUUCCCGGUGUCCGUGCCCGUGGCGCUCUCCGGGGCGGCUCCGUGCCCGGGGGUCCCGCGGGGGCUCCCGGGGCCGUGCCCGGGCUCGCUGCGCUCGCGCGCCAUGAUGGAGAGCCGCCUGCGCCGGCUGGCGGCGGCGCUGCUGGAGGCGAGCGCGGAGGCGGAGCCCGAGGUGCGGGAGCAGCUGCGGGAGGCGCUGAGCGGCCUCGGCGCCGCCGAGCCUGAGGAGCUGCUGCUCUGCUGCGGGGACUACCUCCGGGACAACGACAAGCUGCCGGCCCCGCAGCGGGCGCUGAUCCUGCUCUCCAUGGGCGCCGUGGUUCGCCGGCACCUCUCGGAGCUGGGUCCGGGCGCGGCCGCCGCCACCAUCGCCCUGGCAGCGCAGGAGAUGGCCCGGGCCAAGGAGGCGCAGUGGGAGUGGCAGGCGGCGGCCGCGGCGCUGCUGGUGGAGCUGGGCCGGCGCUUCCUGAGCCGCGUCAUGGAGGAGCUGCUGCGGCACUUCCCGCCCGCCGCGCUGCCCCGGCCCGGCGUGCUGCGCGCCCUCGCCGACCUCGCCUGCGCCAACGUUUUCGGGAUGGUUCCAUUCCUGAGCUCCAUCCUGGGGACGCUGCUGCCCCUGCUGGGGACGGCCCGGACGGAUUCCAUGAAAUGCACCCUCUGCUACGCCCUGCAGCGUUUCAGCGAGAGCAUCCAGGAGUACCUGGCGGGGCAGGAGCAGCGCCCCGACCCCACGAUCCGCGGGGAUGCCUUCGCGCCCGAGCUGGGGGCCGCCUUCGAGACCCUGAGCCUGCAGUGGGCACAGAGCCGGGAGGGGAAGGUGCGCCUGGCCGUGCUGGAGGCGCUGGGCCCCAUGAGCUCCCUGCUGGCCCCCGAGCAGCUGCAGGAGCAGCUCCCGCGGCUGCUGCCCGCCGUGCUGGGGCUCUACAGGAGGCACCCGGAGCCCUUCCCCAUCUCCAAGAGCCUGUGCCAGCUGCUGGAGGCGUGGGCGGCGCGGGGCAGCCGCGCGCUGGAGCCGCACCUGGAGCCGCUGCUGGGGGCGCUGCUGGCCCAGAUGUGUGCUCCAGCUGAUCCCAACAUCCCCACGAGCAGCAAGAACCACACGGAGCUGCUGCGCUGCUUCUCCGUCCUGGCGGGUCCGUUCCCGGAGCGCCUGGUGCAGUGGCUGCUGCCGCGCCUGGAGAGCGGCCCCGAGCGGCACCGCCAGGGGGCGCUGCUGCUGCUGCUGCCACCUCCUCAACAGCCACCCUUCCCAGAUGGAAAUGCAGAAAGCUUCCAUCCUCUCUGCCCUGAAAGUUCCCCUGCAGGACGGGAGCCCCAAGGUGCGGCGUGCCCUGGUGCAGCUGAUCAGUGCCCUGGCCCACCACGGGCACCUGCAGCAGCCGGGGGCCGAGGCUCUGCUGGAGUUCCUGGUGCACCAGUGCGCCCUGCCCUCGGACCAGCCCCCCGGAAUUCCAGAGGAAAAUCCCGAGGAUCCCACGAGCGACGACGUCCGGAGCGUCAGCGUCAGCACCCUGCUCCUGCUCAGCAGCACCGUGCCCGGGAUUACCCACGUGAGAGCCCAAAAAUCCCAAAAAAUAAAAAAAAUAGAAAUUCUGGGAAUAAAAUCCCCAAAUUCCCCAAAAAUCCCAAAAUCCUGGGCGAUUUCAGCCCAAAAUUCCCAUCCCGAGGGGUUCCCUGCUCCUGCUCAGCAGCACCGUGCCCGGGAUUACCCACGGGAGAGCCCAAAAUUCCCAAAAAAAAUAGAAAUUCUACAAUUCCCAAAGAGAAAAAAUCCCAAAAUUCCCAAUUCUGG
Messenger RNA from Passer domesticus (house sparrow), 3473 nucleotides. RefSeq names its product maestro heat-like repeat-containing protein family member 1. The transcript has 15 exons. The record is from RefSeq and is a predicted model, not a curated record. The annotation marks the transcript as partial. Lineage: Eukaryota; Metazoa; Chordata; Aves; Passeriformes; Passeridae. Gene Ontology annotation, cellular component: cytoplasm.